UCUGCCUUCGCGUUUUUUCGUUUUUGCCCUUCUUGUCCCAGUCUGCCCUCCGUACCGUGAGAGGCGUUAACAGCAGAUAAGACUCCGGUGUUGUUGUGAAGAUUAGGUUCUUAUCGCCGAUAUCCAGCGGCUCAAUUCACAACUAUCAGCCGGACUACCAGAGCUAGCGGCGGCUACAGCGGAGCAGCGGCCCGUCCGAGCAGCCGGAGGCGGUGAGUGUCGCUGUCAUUAGCCGCUAGCUGUUAGCCUGCUACCAGCUGUGUGACAUGUAACUGCCUACAGCCGAGCGAUGCUCGACUGAUGUGUCCAGUAAUUACCUCGACACUCAGCCCCCAAAGUCCCGCCGACAGGGUUAUAACGGACCGGUCUGCCGAGCCUCAGUGCUCCGGUGAGCUAACGGGGGUCAGGCGGCAUGCUAACAGCCGAGCUAGCUGUGCUUCAUCAUUGCUCAGGGCUACCCCGAGACUACACUUCAUCAUCAGCUGUAUGUAGCAAGGUGAUAAAAGUACAUAAUAUUAGACCUAGGAGAGGGUAAUCGCAGUGUAUCAGUUACAUACAGUUAAAGUAAAUCCAGCAUGAUUAAAUUCUUUAGGCAGUAAAAGUACACAGGUAGGAUUGGGGCAAAGUAGUAAAAGUACACGGUAAUGACUCAGAGAGGGCAGGAGAUGUUUAUGUCAGGUGCCAGGCGCUCUCCUGAACAUGUGGCUGCUGUUUGUGACACAGCUGCCUUGCCCUGUGCUGUGAUUGGACACGACGAUGGUGGUGGUGUUUACAGGUGUGUCUCUGGCAGCAGUGUGUGGGUCAGGUGGCUCCAGUCAGACACCAUGAGUUCUAAGGGAGGCGGCACCGCUCUGACCCGCCGUAACUACAGGCUGGCGUCAGACAUGGACAAGCCGAGAUCCACAGGUAUCGUGAACGAGAAGAUGCUGAGCGACUACCUACACCAUGUGUUUCCCUCCACCAAACAGGGACCCACACUGGCCUCGCUCAGGAAGCCUCUGGGCUUCCAGGAUCUACCUGCUCACCUGGAGAAGCUGCUGUCUGAGGACACGCCUACGGAGGACGGUCAGGCUGUGGACGGUCGUCUGGGUCCUCAGCCCGUUGUCCUCGAUCACACCAGCGGCUUUGAAGGACUCCUGUUUGUAGACGACGACCUGCUGGGGGUCAUCGGCCACAGCAACUUCAGCUCCAUCCGAGCGACCACCUGUGUUUAUAAAGGGAAGUGGGCCUACGAGGUGCUGAUCUCCUCUCAGGGUCUGAUGCAGAUAGGCUGGUGUACCCUUAGCUGUCGCUUCAAUCAGGAGGAGGGUGUAGGUGACACGCCGGACUCGUACGCUUACGACGGAAACAGAGUGAGAAAGUGGAACGUGACGACGACAAACUACGGAAAGUCGUGGGCAGCAGGAGACAUCGUGAGCUGUCUGAUAGACCUGGAUGAAGGAACCAUCACGUUCUGCCUGAACGGCCAGUCUUUGGGGACGGCCUUCACCAACAUUAAGAUGGGUCCUGGCAUCGCUUACUUUCCCGCCAUCAGCCUCUCCUUUAAAGAGUCAGUGGCUUUCAACUUCGGCAGCAGGCCCCUCAGGUACCCCGUGGACGGCUACCUGCCCCUCCAGAACCCUCCAGCUGCAGACCUGAUGAAGGCCCACAAACUGCUGGGCUACAUCAAGAACGUCCUGUCCACCGCCAUCGACGCUCAGGAGGAGAGGCUGGUGGAGAAGGACUGCGCCGUGUGGAGGCUUCACGGAGAGCCGACCGUCCUCGUCACUCUGGCUCACAUCUUUAACCACUUUGCUCCACUCAUGUGUAAGGUGUAUCUGGUGGAGGACGUGCUGAUGAACUUCCUGCUGGGGAUUCUGGAGGGAGGAGGUUCGGUGGACGAACACCCGCUCAUCCAGCAGCUGCUCGACCUCUUCUGGCUGCUGAUGGAGGACCACGAGGUGAACGAGUGUCUGAAGCAACUCAUGAUGUCCUUACUCAGGGCCUACCGCUUCUCCCCCAUCAUCCCAGACUUGGGCUUCCAGAUCCACUACCUGCGGCUGACCACGGCCAUCCUGCGCCACGAGAAAUCCAGGAAGUACCUGCUCAGCAACGUCUUGUUCGACGUUCUGCGCUCGGUUGUGUUCUUUUACAUCAAAACUCCUCUGAGGGUGAAGGAGGCGGGGCUAGAGGAGCUCAUCCCAACCACCUGGUGGCCCACGCACUUCGACAAAGAGGGUAAAGACGAGCGCGAGCCCAAAGACGAGAGCGCCGACGAGCGUCUGAGGCGCCGAGCCUACGAGAGAGGCUGCCAGAGGCUGAAGAAGAGGAUCGAAGUGGUGGAGGAGUUGCAGGUUCAGAUCCUGAGGCUGCUGCUCAACAACAAGGACAAGAGCACGGGAGAAGCAUCGCGCUACAUUUUCCUCAACAAGUUCAGGAAGUUCCUCCAGGAAAACGCCAGCAACAGAGGGCACCCCACGGCUCUGUGUCCGCCUGAGUACAUGGUGUGUUUCCUGCACCGCCUCAUCACAGCGGUCAGAGGCUGCUGGGACGAAGGACACCGCAAGAGUCCGAGCAGCGUGAGCAGCGACGAGGCCUACGUCCCUCCUCAGUUGUUCUAUAACGGGAAGGUGGACUACUUCGACCUGCAGAGGCUGGGCGGGCUGCUGUCCCACCUGAAGAAAACCCUGAAAGACGAUUUGGCGAGUAAAGCAAACAUCAUCAUCGACCCCGCGGAGAUCCAGGCCACGUCCAUGGACGACCUGGACGAGGACGACGAGAGCGGAGCUGCUCAGAGGCUUCCCGGGGCCGUGGCGAUGGGCGGAGCUCUGGCGAGGCCCAGCUGGUUGAGUUCUCCCACUUUGGGUCGGGCCAACCGCUUCUUGAGCACGGCCGCCGUCAGCCUGAUGACCCCCAGGCGACCCCUGAGUCAGCCGGAGAAGGUGAAGGUCCGAACGCUCGCCGUGGAGCAGCGCACCGAGGAGGACAUCGAGGGAAGUCAUGGCAACGACGGCCUGUUGCUGGGGCGACCGCUCGAGGAGCCCGAUCAACAAAUUGCAGACAAGUCGCUGCUGGAGAUCGUGGACGGGAUCGUGAUGAUGUACAACCUGAGUGUCCAUCAGCAGCUGGGGAAGAUGGUGGUGGUGUCGGACGACGUCCAUGAGUACGCCGUGGCACUGAAGGAUACGGAGGAGAAGAUCGCCCGCUGCCCCGCCAGAAGGGCCGACAUCCUGGAGGAGCUCCAGAAGAGCCAGAAGGUUUUUGCGGAGAAGCUGAACCACCUGAGCAGGAGGCUGGCCUGGAUCAACGCCACCAUCUACUCCAAGGAGAAGAUGCUGGACAUCUACUGGCUGCUGUGUGUCUGCAUCCGCACCAUCGAGCACGCCGACAACACCGGCUCUCUGUUCGCCUUCACAUCAGAGUUCUACCUCAACGUCGCCAUGAACGCGUACAGCGCCCUGAAGAACUACUUCAGCCCGGCUAACGGCAUGGACGAGCUGCCCGGCUACGAGGAAACUCUGACUCAGCUCGCUGCCAUCCUUGCGAAGCACUUUGCAGAUCCACGCAUCGUUGGGACAGAUAUCAAAGACUCUCUGAUGCAAGCGCUGGCCAGCUACGUCUGUUACCCACAAUCCCUCAGGGCUGUGGAGAGGAUCCCGGAGGAGCAGCGAGUGGCCAUGAUGAAGAACCUGCUGGCUCCAUACGAGCAGAGACCCUGGGCCCAGACCAACUGGAUCCUGGUCAGACUGUGGAGGGGUUGUGGUUUUGGCUACAGAUACACUCGCCUCCCUCAUCUGCUGAAAACCAAACCCGAGGAUGCCAACCUGCCCAGUCUGCAGAGUAGGUGCUCUUUGCUGUUCUGUCUGUGCAUGCCUGUCAUCAGCUCCCAUCUCCUCCUCUUGGUUUGCAGCACGUUCCCGGUUCAGAGUCUUACUGCUGCACGGACGCUGACUUCUCUGUGCUUCUCCUUUGCAUGCCUUUCAGGAGAUCUGUCCAUUGCUAGUUUCCAGAAGCCGUGCCCGUCGUUGCUGCUGCAGAGACACAUGGCGGAGCUGCUCAGCAUGGAUAAAGACAUGGCCGCCUCUUUCCUCAACAGCGUCCUGAACCAACUCAACUGGGCCUUCUCAGAGUUCAUCGGCAUGAUCCAGGAGAUCCAGCAGGCCGCGGAGCGUCCAGAGAGGAACUUUGUGGACACUCGUCAGCUGAAGGUGUGUGCGACCUGCUUCGACCUGUCGGUCAGCCUGCUGCGGGUGCUCGAGAUGACCGUCACUCUGGUGCCUGAGAUCUUCCUGGACUGGUCCCGCCCCUCCGCGGAGCUGCUGCUCAGACGGCUCGCUCAGCUGCUGAACCAGGUGCUGAACCGAGUGACAGCAGAGAAGAACCUGUUUGACCGAGUCGUCAACCUCAGACUGCCAGGGCUGGAGAGCGUGGACCACUACCCCAUCCUGGUGGCUGUUACCGGCAUCCUGGUUCGGAUCCUGGUGGACGGAGACCGGCAGGGACACCGACUACAUCAGUGAGGAGGAGAAGCACAGGGUGGAGCUGAUGUUGGCCUUUCUCACCGAGGAGUCCAAGCAGGCUGCAGCCAGCACAGCUAGCCUGCAUCAACCAGCACCUGAUGAACAACAAGGACUGCUUCUUCUGCAAGGCCACCAUCACCGGAGUCGAGGACUACAGCAAGCCGGCCUCCUCCUAACACACGCACACACAUACACGCGCACACACACACACACAUGCAGGGUGAAAUGAGGCACCAUAACUACACACAAAAAACCAGAGCAGUGAUGUGAAGACAGCAGCAGAACCAGCUGUCACAUUAGCACAACAGCACCUCCACCUGUCAAAGCGAGUACACCACGCACACAGACACACACACAGACACACACAGUGCUACAGGGCAACAGGAUGCAGGCGUGCCGCCUCUGCAGAAACACACAAACAGGAAACAAAGGAGAACCUCAUCCUCAGCAGAGGAAGGCUUCCUCCAGGACUCCCACAGUAAUUUAACACAGACACACAAAACUCACAUAAAACACACGAAAAGGUCGACAAAGAGCCAAACAACCGCAGAUAGGAUCCAGCGUCCUCCAUCACCACCUGAUCCACAGCUCAGAGAGCUGUACCUGUACACACACGCCUGCUGGACUGUUGUUACCCUGCUGUGACAGAGUUUCUGUCCUUAUCACCGUCAGGCUCCAGAUUCAGUGUCACAAA
Molecule: messenger RNA, 5193 nt
Organism: Haplochromis burtoni (Burton's mouthbrooder)
Lineage: Eukaryota; Metazoa; Chordata; Actinopteri; Cichliformes; Cichlidae
Product: E3 ubiquitin-protein ligase RNF123
Cellular component (GO): cytoplasm
Molecular function (GO): ubiquitin-protein transferase activity; protein binding
Source: RefSeq, a predicted model, not a curated record